This is a messenger RNA of Xylona heveae TC161, 2186 nucleotides long. Its product is annotated as glutaminyl-tRNA synthetase. The transcript is spliced from 3 exons. Gene Ontology annotation, molecular function: ATP binding; glutamine-tRNA ligase activity. The record is from RefSeq and is a predicted model, not a curated record. Bases 46 to 1980 code for a protein of 644 amino acids. Gene Ontology annotation, biological process: translation; glutaminyl-tRNA aminoacylation. NCBI's taxonomy places the organism in Eukaryota, Fungi, Ascomycota, Xylonomycetes, Xylonales, Xylonaceae. Gene Ontology annotation, cellular component: cytoplasm; cytosol.
AACAGCGGCACGCAUUUCUCUUUUGUUUCAGGGUAUUGCUCCAACAUGGAUGGACAAACUACUCUUCCAGAGCGUCCGAAGGAGCCAGCUGCUCCUACGGAGUCCGCUGCAAAUAAUUCUCCAGCCGUUGAACAGGCUACUAAACCCGCGAAAGCGCCCAAGAAACCAAAGCCGCCAAAAGCCCCGAAAGCGCCCAAAGAGCCAAAGCCUCCGGCUCAGAAGAAGCAGAGCGCACCGAAUGUGCCAGCUCCUCCUGCAGACCCUAAUUCCAUGUUCAAGGAAGGGUUUCUCAAGGCGGUUCAUGCGGAACGACCUGCAGAGCGUGUUUUCACUCGAUUCCCCCCCGAGCCAAAUGGAUAUCUUCACAUUGGACAUAGUAAGGCGAUUGCGAUCAAUUUUGGAUUUGCGCGAUACCAUGGCGGAGACUGCUAUUUGCGAUUUGACGACACAAAUCCCGAGGCGGAAGAAGAGAAAUAUUUCGUUGCUAUCCGAGAGAUGAUUGAGUGGUUGGGUUUCAAACCAUAUAAAGUAACAUAUUCCAGCGACAAUUUUGAUAAGCUUUACGAGCUUGCAGAGGAGCUUAUCAGGAGGGACAGAGCCUAUGUCUGCCACUGCUCAGAUACCGAAGUCAAGCAACAACGAGGCGGCGAAAACCACGGUCCCCGUUAUGCAUGUGUCCACCGCAGUCGCCCUACCGAGGAAUCUCUUCAAGAAUUCCGUGCUAUGAGAGACGGCAAAUAUAAGCCCAGGGAGGCUUUUCUUCGCAUGAAGCAAAACCUUGAAGAUGGCAAUCCUCAGAUGUGGGAUCUUUCUGCGUAUCGUGUCUUGAAUGCAUCUCACCACCGAACCGGCGAUAAAUGGUGCAUCUACCCUACCUACGACUUCACCCACUGCUUGUGUGAUAGCUUCGAGAAUAUCUCCCACUCAUUGUGUACAACUGAAUUUCAGUUGUCUAGAGUUUCUUAUGAGUGGCUUUGCGAUGAGCUUGAUGUAUACAAGCCCAUGCAGAGAGAGUAUGGACGACUCAACGUUACAGGAACGGUCCUUUCGAAGCGCAAGAUUGCCAAGCUUGUCAACGAACAUUACGUUCGAGGCUGGGACGAUCCCCGACUUUAUACCUUGGUCGCUCUGCGGCGACGUGGUGUGCCCCCUGGUGCAAUUCUCUCCUUCAUUAAUGAGCUGGGUGUCUCAACGGCUCUUACAAACAUUCAACUUGCUCGAUUCGAGCAAAGCGUCCGUCGCUAUCUCGAGACAACCGUGCCACGGCUCAUGGUAGUUCUCGACCCCAUUCCGGUCGUGAUCGAAAACUUACCCGACGGGUACGUGGAAGAGGUUGAAGUGCCUUUCUCGCCCAAGGAUCCGUCUAUGGGCGGCCACGUCGUUCCUUUCACGAAAGUCGUAUACGUCGACCGCAGCGAUUUCCGAGAGAUUGACAGCAAGGAUUAUUUCCGUCUCGCACCAGGAAAAUCUGUUGGACUCCUCAAAGUUCCUUACCCAAUUAAGGCCACCACCUUUUCGAAGGACCCUACUACUGGCCUUGUUACCGAAGUUCGUGCCGUCUACGAGAAGCCAGAGGAAGGUGCAACUUUCAAAAAGCCAAAGACAUAUAUUCAAUGGGUUGGUUCCUCGGAAAAGCACCAUUCUCCCGUCAAGGUCGAAGCACGCAUGUUCUAUUCUCUUUUCCGCUCGGAGAAUCCUGAUGCUACUGAGGGCGGUUUUAUCAACGAUAUCAACCCCGACAGUGAACAAAUAUUCCCUAAUGCUAUGGUUGAGACUGGCCUAGAUGAUGUGCGCAAGCGUGCGCCCUGGCCGCAGGAGGAAGGAGAGAAGAACAUUGCCAACAAGGAUGCGGGUUACGAGACUGUGCGAUUUCAAGGCUUGAGAAUCGCAUACUUUUGCUUGGACAAAGAUAGCACUUCCGACAAGCUCGUCCUUAACAGAAUUGUUGGUCUGAAGGAGGAUGCCGCAAAGUCAUCUUAGAGGUUCUCCAUCUGCAUUAAAUUGUUCCAAGCAUCUAUAUAGUAGACGCUAGAGGGAGUGAAUCAGCUAUGCCCUUUGAUUCACAAUAUCAAGCGGAUCCGAAAGUACCGUUAGAUAGCAUCGAACUUUAGGCCUUUAAAUUUCGGCCAGUGACACUUUCUGGGUUCGAAGGUUUUUUAACAAGUCAAAUACAAAACUGGAAAGAC